GGGAACAAGUCCAUCCUUUUCCAUUGCCAUCUCUCCGCACCCCGAAAUAAAGCAUGCACGCUCAUUUCGAACAAGUAAUCCAGAAGGUGGACGCCUUAAUGGCAAAAUACCCCACCAUUACGCAAGCAGAUCGACUCCAGCAGCUCGAAACACAAACGGGAUAUCCUAAGGCCUUGUUUUUUGUCGUUCUUUCCACGAUUCUCACUGGGGUGUUGACCCUGAUUGGGGGUGCCAAGCUCUUGGUCGAUCUCGUCGGAUUCCUGUACCCAGCGUACAUGAGUUUCAAGUCCAUGGAUGGCGGAUCCAUUGACGACACUCAGUGGCUCACGUACUGGGUUGUCUUUUCGUUUCUCAAUAUUUUCGAAUCUCUCUUUGCGUUUGUCGUUAAUUUGAUUCCUUUCUAUUUCUGGAUUAAGAUUGCUAUGGUGAUUUGGAUGUGGCAUCCCAACACACACGGGGCGCAGACAAUUUACCAACAAGGACUGCGACCCUUACUUGUGCCGUAUAUGGACGCGGUUGGCGGAAAGAGUAACAAAAAAUCGGAAUAGUCGCGAAGCAGGAACUCAAAAUGGAAAAUACCGAGUCUCUUUUCUAUAGAUCUUUACUUGAGAUU
This is a messenger RNA of Phaeodactylum tricornutum CCAP 1055/1, 613 nucleotides long. RefSeq lists its product with no specific name. Lineage: Eukaryota; Bacillariophyta; Bacillariophyceae; Surirellales; Neidiaceae. The record is from RefSeq and is a predicted model, not a curated record. The transcript is spliced from 2 exons. Bases 54 to 548 code for a protein of 164 amino acids.